CCGCCAUUUUCUUCAUUACAUUCUUCUUCAAUUGUAAAUUAGCUCCUCUAUUUCAUCUGAAUUUCGCUUCUGCCACUCUGGUUAUGUUCACUGCCGGUCGCCGGAAAACUGAGAGCCACCUCUCCGUACCUGCUCUCCGCUACCGCCGCAUCAGUUAAGUUUAUAAUCUCUACUUAUAUAUAUAUAUAUAUCUAUAGCGUUAAUGCCUUCUCCGAGAAAUCACCGGAGAGGAGGUAGUGAGGAGAAGAAUCGGAAAGGAAAGUUAUCGGAGAAAUCCAUGUCGUUUCAUGGACAGAGCUCGGAGAGCAGUACGUCGGAGUUGCUACGAAGGCCUAGAACAGUACCGGAUUUGCUCUCCACCGGUAGAAUUUCAGCCGGAACCGGUUCAUCGCCGGAAGUGAAGGACAAAUUGAAGCUAACGAAGUUACUGUUGAAUGUUACGAUUCAGAGAAGUACCGGUCCUGUACAGGUUCUGAUUUCGCUUGAAUCGACGGUUCAGGAUCUUAUCUCCGCCGCACUCCGGCAGUACUCGAAAGAAGGAAGACGUCCGGUUCUUACCUCUGUCAAUCCCACCGAUUACGAUCUUCAUUACUCGCAAUUCAGCUUAGAAAGUUUGGAUAGAGAGGAGAAACUGAUCGGAUUAGGUUCUAGAAACUUCUUUCUGUGCCCAAAAUCGUCAAAUUCCGCCGGUGCCGGUGCUGGUACCGGAACGACGUCGUCUUCAUCUUCUUCAAGCUGUGCAAAGCAAGCUGAUAAAGCUACUGCUACAAAGAUUUCAUUGCCUUGGCUCAAAUUCAUGGAUUUCAUGCGGUGAAGAAAUUAUACUCCAAUUUUGUCACUAACAAGGCCUUCUCUUUCGGUGCUAGGCGAGGUUUGGAACCCUACCAUCUAUUCUAUAUGCAUCUCAAUUGCUUCGCACCUCUGCUUGAAAACCUCCAUACAACGUCCCUUGUUUUGUUCUAGCCGCUGGGGAAAUCAGAAUUUUAAUUCUAUUGAUUCUGAAAUUUAUAACGACAAUUUCAAAUAUUAAUAAUUGAGUUUUAAACUUAAUAUUUGUACAUAUUUAAUAAAAUUUUAAUACAAAUAUAUUAAUUGAGCAAAA
Molecule: messenger RNA, 1102 nt
Organism: Solanum dulcamara
Lineage: Eukaryota; Viridiplantae; Streptophyta; Magnoliopsida; Solanales; Solanaceae
Exons: 3
Coding region: 203-814 (203 amino acids)
Source: RefSeq, a predicted model, not a curated record